GUCCCCCGGAGGAGCCGUCCGCGCAGUGCACGCCGGGAGCGGCCAACAUGGCGGCGCCCAUACACGGUCUGUGAGGAGGAGCAGCGGCCGUUUGUCCGGGACAGGAUGGAUGUGCAGAGCCCGGUACUGGCGGGGCUCCCCGGGGAGGAGGAGGACACCGAGCUCAGUGACUGGAGUCUCCCGGCCGCCUUCAUGAAGAAGAGACACGGCGAGAAGAUCGAGGGCUGCAAAUCCCUGGCCCAGAGCUGGAGGAUGAAGGAUCGGGCCCGCUACAAGCAAAGCCUGGACCCCACCGUAGACGAGGUGAAGAAACUCUGCACAUCCCUCAGGAGAAACGCAAAGGAGGAGAGAGUGCUUUUUCACUAUAAUGGACAUGGAGUCCCACGACCCACUGUCAAUGGCGAGAUCUGGGUCUUCAAUAAGAAUUACACGCAGUACAUCCCGCUCUCCAUAUACGACCUGCAGACCUGGAUGGGCAGCCCCUCCAUCUUUGUCUACGAUUGCUCCAACGCAGGGCUCAUCGUCAAGUCUUUCAAGCAGUUUGCUCUGCAGAGGGAGCAGGAGCUGGAGGUUGCGGCUAUCGCCCCCAGCCACCCGCUGGCACAGAUGCCAUUGCCGCCCUCCAUGAAGAACUGUAUUCAGCUGGCGGCAUGUGACGCGGUAGAAUUGCUGCCUAUGAACCCGGACCUUCCCGCCGACCUCUUCACCUCCUGCCUCACCACACCCAUCAAAAUAGCCCUGCGAUGGUUUUGCAUGCAGAAGAGUGUGAAGUUGGUGCCUGGAGUCACUUUGGAUCUCAUUGAAAAGAUUCCGGGGCGAUUGAAUGACAGGCGCACUCCUCUAGGAGAACUCAACUGGAUCUUCACCGCAAUUACUGACACCAUCGCAUGGAACGUCCUGCCGAGAGAUCUCUUCCAGAAGCUGUUCCGGCAGGACCUGCUGGUGGCCAGCCUCUUCCGCAACUUCCUAUUGGCUGAGAGGAUUAUGAGGUCUUACAAUUGCACGCCUGUCAGCAGUCCUCGGCUGCCCCCCACUUUCAUGCAUGCCAUGUGGCAGGCGUGGGAUCUCGCCGUGGAUAUUUGUCUUUCUCAGCUGCCGACCAUCAUAGAAGAGGGCACGGCCUUCCAGCACAGCCCUUUCUUCGCUGAACAGCUGACGGCAUUUCAGGUCUGGCUGACAAUGGGUGUGGAGAACAGAAACCCACCGGAGCAACUGCCGAUUGUCCUGCAGGUGUUGCUGAGUCAGGUUCAUCGCCUGCGUGCCCUGGACCUGUUGGGACGAUUCCUGGACCUGGGACCCUGGGCCGUCAGCCUGGCGUUAUCGGUGGGAAUCUUCCCCUAUGUCCUGAAACUACUGCAGAGCUCAGCGCGGGAGCUCCGCCCACUCCUUGUCUUCAUCUGGGCCAAAAUCCUCGCCGUGGACAGUUCAUGCCAAGCAGACUUGGUUAAAGACAACGGGCACAAAUAUUUCCUGUCUGUUCUGGCAGAUCCGUACAUGCCGGCUGAGCACCGCACAAUGACGGCCUUCAUUCUGGGAGUAAUUGUGAAUAACUACACCACAGGACAGGAAGCCUGUCUACAAGGAAACCUGAUUGCAAUCUGCCUGGAGCAGCUGAAUGAUCCGCAUCCCCUGCUCCGCCAAUGGGUGGCCAUCUGCCUGGGCCGAAUCUGGCAGAACUUCGAUUCCGCUCGCUGGUGUGGUGUUCGGGACAGUGCCCAUGAGAAGCUCUACAGCCUCCUGGCAGACUCCAUUCCAGAGGUCCGAACAUCGGCUGUGUUUGCCCUCGGGACAUUUGUGGGGAACUCAGGGGAGAGGACAGAUCAUUCCACUACAAUCGACCACAACGUGGCUAUGAUGCUGGCUCAGCUCAUCAACGAUGGCAGCGCGAUGGUGCGCAAGGAGCUGGUGGUGGCGCUCAGUCAUUUUGUGGUCCAAUAUGAGAGUAAUUUUUGUACGGUGGCUCUGCAGUUUAUGGAGGAGGAGAAGAACUAUCAUCUGCCGUCUCCGGCCUCUACAGAGGCCGGCAGCCUGACGCCAGUGCGGGAAUCUCCCAGCACCCCUCGCCUGAGAUCUGUCAGUUCCUACGGCAAUAUCCGAGCCGUCACCACACCGCGAAACCUAAACAAGUCUCUGCAGAACCUCAGCCUGUCCGAAGAGGGUGUGGUUGGUGUAGCUUUCUCCCCGGGGAACCUCAGCACCAGCAGCAGUGCCAGCAGCACCCUGGGCAGCCCAGACAAUGAGGAAUACAUUCUGUCCUUCGAGACCAUCGACAAGAUGAGACGGGUCAGCUCCUACUCCUCACUCAACUCUCUGAUAGGCGUGUCCUUCAACAGCGUGUACACCCAGAUAUGGCGGGUGCUCCUUCACCUGGCUGCAGAUCCCUACCCAGAAGCUUCCGACCUCGCUAUGAAAGUCCUCAACAGUAUUGCCUAUAAGGCCACCGUGAGCACCCGGCCACAGCGCAUUCUGGAUGCCGCAGCGCUGACGCAGUCUGCCCCGGCCAGUCCCACCAACAAAGGCAUGCUGAUCCAUCAAGUCGGGGGGUCCCCUCCAACUCCAAGUACCAGCAGCUCCAGCCUUACCAUCGACAUGUCAAAACCUCCUGCCAACAGGGAGCUUCCUUCCAACCGGCCAGCCAAUGUGGGAACGGCUAUGGGGGUCCAGUACACGCCCCAUUCCCACCAGUUCCCCCGCACCCGCAAGAUGUUCGACAAAGGCCCUGACCAGACAGGUGAAGACGGAGAAGACGGGAUGGUUCAUAAAGGCUUCAUCUCAGGCUCUCUGCAGACUGGCUUCUGUGACUGGAGCGCCAAGUACUUCGCCCAGCCGGUUAUGAAGAUGCCUGAAGAGCAUGACAUGGAGAGCCAAGUCCGCAAAGAGCGAGAGUGGAGGUUCCUUCGCAACGCCAAGGUCCGGAGACAAGCGCAGAACCUUAUACAGAAAGGUGUCACCAGAUUAGACGAUCAGAUAUUUAUUAACCGCAAUCCCGGCGUUCCCUCCGUUGUGAAGUUUCACCCGUUCACCUCCUGCAUCGCCGUCGCCGACAAGGACAGCAUCUGCUUCUGGGAUUGGGAGAAAGGAGAGAAGCUGGACUACUUCCACAACGGGAACCCACGCUACACCCGCAUCACUGCCAUGGAGUACCUGAACGGCCAGGACUGCUCGCUGCUGCUCACUGCCACAGAUGAUGGCGCUAUAAGGGUGUGGAAGAACUUUGCCGAUCUGGAGAAGAAUCCGGAAAUGGUGACUGCGUGGCAGGGAUUGUCCGAUAUGUUGCCAUCUACACGAGGCUUAACGCGGCGAGUUUCCAUUUAUCUGGAUAAAAGUAAACAAG
Rana temporaria (common frog) is the source of this 3334-nucleotide messenger RNA. It is a transcript of the gene RPTOR, whose product is annotated as regulatory associated protein of MTOR complex 1. Lineage: Eukaryota; Metazoa; Chordata; Amphibia; Anura; Ranidae. Gene Ontology annotation, molecular function: protein binding; protein-macromolecule adaptor activity. The record is from RefSeq and is a predicted model, not a curated record. Gene Ontology annotation, biological process: cellular response to amino acid stimulus; cellular response to starvation; positive regulation of protein serine/threonine kinase activity. Gene Ontology annotation, cellular component: TORC1 complex; cytoplasm.